ACCAGUCCACCACGGUCCACGGCACCCCACGCCAGUCCCCAUUCGUUCAGCCUGCUCGCCUCGUGCCCGCCGACAAAACCCUAGCCGGGAUCCGCCGCCAUGGACGCCGCCGGAGGGGGAGGAGAAGAAGUAUUUGUCACCUACGCCCAAAUCGGGGCGUACUUCAGCCUUCUGGCACUGGAGGGGCCGUCCGCGCAGGAUCGCAUCGAUCGCAUCGUCCCCUACCUCAUCUCCCUCCUGCCCCCACCCUUCGUCCCCGCGCCCGACGCCGACGCCGACGAGUCCUCCGACUCCGACGACGACCACUUCUCCCUCACCUCCUCCGAUGACGACAUCGCCGCCCCCGCCGACGGGCCCGCUGUCGAUCCGGCGGCACAGGAUGGUGACGGCCAGGACCACAUCAGCCGUCUCCCGGACGACCUGCUCUCCAACAUCGUCUCCUGCCUCCCCACCAACGAAGCCGCGCGCACCAUGGUCCUCUCGACCCGCUGGCGCUCCGUCUGGGCGGCGACCCCGCUCCUCGUCGACGACACCCACCUCAGGGCCGCCGACAGGCACGCCGUGCGUGCCCUCUCGCGCUGCGUGGCCGCUCACCCCGGCCCCGUCCGUGCCGUGCGCGUCACCCACACCUCCUUCCACCGGCAGGAGUACGCGCUCGAGCGCCUGGUCGCCAGCCUCGCCGCCAAGAACGUCCAGGACCUCAUCCUCUUCAACCGACCCUGGCCGCUCGACAUGCCGCUCCCCGACGACAUCCUCAGCUGUGGCUCUCUCACCCGCCUCUACAUCGGCUUCUGGCGCUUCCCAGACACUGCCGCCCACCAGCCCGCAUUUCCCAACCUCCAUGAGCUCGGCCUUUUUCACUCCAUCAUCGAGGACAGGGAUGUCGAUGCCUUGCUCGCGCACUGCUCCAAGCUGAGAAUCCUCUCCUUUGCCAUGGCGUACAGCUGCGGUUCACGCCUCCGUAUCAGGUCCAGCAGCCUCCGCGUCAUGAUGGAAUGGAGAUGCGGUUUCAAUGAAAUCAUCGUCGAGGAUGCACCUUGCCUGGAGCGCCUGCUCUUCCAUAGCAUUUCCGAUCGGAGGCCCGUUAGGAUUGUCAACGCACCUAGGCUGGAGGUGCUCGGCUUCUUGGACCUCCAGAUCCACGCGCUCGAGAUUGGUGGCAUUGUCAUCAGGGCUGGUAUGAAUGUGAGAGCUAGGGCCAUGCUGCCAAGUUUGAAGAUGCUGGCUGUCAAGGUGCGGUUUUCGCACGACAUGGAGGUCAAGAUGCUGGACACUCUGCUCAGAUGCUUUCCUCGCCUCGAGACGCUUCACGUCAUGUCCAUUCGACCCAGUUCACCUGAUAGUGUCGGUUGUGCUGAGUUCUGGAAGUCCCUGGGCUCUUGCGAUUGCCUUGAAUCUCAUCUGAAGACAUUCGUCUUCCAUAGAUACCAGGGUCUGGACUGUGAGUACUUGUUUCUUUGUUAUAUCUUGAAGAAGGCGAAGGUGCUUAAGACGCUGGGCAUCGAUUGUGCUGACAGUGAUGAUGUGGUAGUGGAGGGAGGCCCUAUGUCAGGUUCUGCUGGCGAGGGCAAUGUGUCAUCAGGUGGAAGUAGUGGCAGUGAUGGUGUGGUAAUGGAGGAAGGUCCGGUGUCAGGAUCCGUUGGUGAGGGCAAUGCGCCAUCAGGUGGAAGCAGUGGCAGUAAUAUUAUUUAUGUUUACGUUGCCUCCCCUUGCUGGACCUUUCAGAACGCCAUUGACUUGUCAGUGGAGGAUCCCUUCUGUGUGUUGAGGCAUGACAAGUGCUGGAUCGCUUCUCGAGUUAUGGCAUGAGAGGUUUUAGUUUUUGAUCAUGGUACUGAUGCUGGUGCUAUUUCACAUCGACAUGUUUACUUUGAGCUGCUAAGGGUGUGGUACUAGUUUACUUAUUAGUUCUUCAUAAUUUUGCGGUGAACUGAGAAGGUAAGAAUGAGGCCAUGAAGGUCUGGUAACUAGUUUUACUAGUCUGUUGCACUCCUUUUUGAGUUCUCUACCGGGAAGACUGAGAUGUGGAAGUACCCUGGCUGAAUAUUGUUUUUGGCCUUUUUGGCCUUUUUGGCUUGUAAAAGUACCCUGCUAUCAGAUGCACAGUCAGACUAAUAUGAUUCUGAGAUGUGGAAUGCAAUGCAUUUUACUGA
This is a messenger RNA of Aegilops tauschii subsp. strangulata, 2153 nucleotides long. Its product is annotated as F-box/FBD/LRR-repeat protein At1g13570. The record is from RefSeq and is a predicted model, not a curated record. Gene Ontology annotation, molecular function: protein binding. Lineage: Eukaryota; Viridiplantae; Streptophyta; Magnoliopsida; Poales; Poaceae.